Messenger RNA from Anastrepha obliqua, 4256 nucleotides. RefSeq names its product transcription initiation factor TFIID subunit 2-like. Gene Ontology annotation, biological process: transcription initiation at RNA polymerase II promoter. NCBI's taxonomy places the organism in Eukaryota, Metazoa, Arthropoda, Insecta, Diptera, Tephritidae. Gene Ontology annotation, molecular function: chromatin binding; zinc ion binding; RNA polymerase II general transcription initiation factor activity. The record is from RefSeq and is a predicted model, not a curated record. The transcript is spliced from 10 exons. Gene Ontology annotation, cellular component: transcription factor TFIID complex. Bases 69 to 3749 code for a protein of 1226 amino acids.
ACGCCGGAGAAGUUUUCAGCUCAGUGAAAUGUCGAAAUUAUAAGUAGUUUUUAUCAAAAUAUUGUAAAAUGGAUAGUGAACCUAAACAAGACACUAAAGAUGUACCCGCGCGCCCAUUUAAAUUGGCGCAUCAAAUUGUGAGCUUGACGGGUAUCAGUUUCGAGCGGAAGAGUCUAAUUGGUGCUGUAGAGCUGACAAUAGUGCCCACCAAAGAAAAUUUACGUCUCAUAAGGCUGAAUGCAAAACAAUGCCGGAUUUAUCGAAUACUAUUAAAUGAUGUGUGUGAAGCGGAGUUCUACUACUUUGAUCCAUUCAUGGAUAUCUGUCAGGGAGAUGUGAAAGUGCGCUCUCUGGAUGUAUAUUCCAAAAAUCACUUAUCUGCCGCCCAGAAAACGGAUCCUGAUGUCAACUCCGGCGAACUAUUAAUACAAAUACCACCGGAAGGUUAUCAUAUGAUCCAAGAAGGACGCGGUUUGCGUAUAGGCAUAGAAUUCUCCAUGGAAGACCCACAGGGAGGUAUACAUUUCGUCAUACCACCAACUAGCGAGGACGAAACGCAGCCCAACAGUGCACAUAUGUUCACCUAUGCAUACGAAAAUUCAACUCGUCUGUGGUUUCCCUGCGUUGAUAGUUUUGCAGAUCCUUGCACCUGGAAGCUCGAAUUCACCGUGGACAAACACUUAACCGCCGUAUCUUGUGGUGAACUUGUUGAAGUUGUUAUGACUCCAGAUUUGAGGCGUAAAACAUUUCAUUAUUCGCUCACAACACCUGUAUGUGCACCAAAUAUCGCACUUGCUGUUGGGCCCUUCGAGAUCUACGUGGAUCCUCAUAUGCAUGAGGUCACACAUUUUUGCCUACCACAGCUUUUGCCACUUUUAAAGAACACGGUGCGCUACUUACACGAAGCUUUUGAGUUUUUUGAAGAAACUCUUUCCACGCGUUAUCCAUUCUCUUGCUACAAACAGGUCUUUGUAGAUGAACUUGAUACAGACAUCAGUGCCUAUGCGACAUUAAGCAUAGCUUCUGUCCAUCUAAUGCACUCCAUUGCUAUCAUUGAUCAAACAUAUGUAACGCGUACCUUAAUGUCGCGUGCCAUUGCGGAACAGUUCUUUGGCUGUUUCAUUACAUCUCAUCACUGGUCUGAUACUUGGUUAGCCAAAGGCAUUGCUGAGUACUUGUGUGGUUUAUAUUCAAGAAAAUGUUUUGGUAACAAUGAGUAUCGGGAGUGGGUUCAGUCGGAAUUGGCGCGUGUAGUACGAUACGAGGAGCAGUAUGGUGGAAUUAUACUUGACUGCAGUCAGCCACCGGCACCUUUACCAGUCUCUAGUACAAAUCCCGCAAGCUCGACCAGUAAGCAAACGGAAAUUGUGCAUUAUUUUCCAAUAAAAAGUUUGCAUACUGUUUCACCAAAAUAUGUUGAGGCUAUGCGGCGUAAGGCUCAUUUGGUAAUACGUAUGCUGGAACACCGCAUCGGACAAGAGUUGCUUAUACAAGUUUUCAAUAAACAAUUGGUGUUGGCUACAAAUGCGGCAGUGACAAAGAUUGGCUCUGGCUUAUGGCAUCAUUUGCUCAUAUCCACUAAUAUAUUUAUUAAAGCAAUUUUCACAGUAACUGGCAAGGAUAUGUCAGUAUUCAUGGAUCAAUGGGUGCGCACUGGCGGGCAUGCGAAAUUCUCCUUUACGUCGGUGUUCAAUCGCAAACGUAACACUAUUGAGUUGGAAAUACGACAAGAUUUCGUAAACCAACGUGGCGUGCGAAAAUAUAAUGGCCCAUUGCUAGUGCAGUUACAGGAAUUGGAUGGCACUUUCAAGCAUAUGCUUCAGAUUGAGAAUACCGUAGUAAAGGCAGAUAUUACUUGCCAUUCGAAGAGUCGACGUAAUAAAAAGAAAAAAAUUCCACUAUGUACGGGCGAAGAAGUCGAUAUGGAUUUGUCCGCAAUGGAUGAUUCGCCGGUACUUUGGAUUCGUCUAGACCCGGAAAUGAUUUUAAUACGUGAUUUGAAUAUAGAACAACCCGAUUUUCAGUGGCAAUAUCAGUUGCGUCAUGAGCGUGAUGUGACUGCGCAAUUCGAGGCUAUAAAAUCCUUGGAGAAAUAUCCAACAAAUGCAACGCGUUCUGCGCUAACGGAUACAAUUGAGAAUGAACGCUGUUUUUAUAAAGUGCGUUGUGAGGCAGCGCAUUGCCUUACCAAAGUGGCCAACCAAAUGGUUACUCAAUGGAGCGGUCCCCCAGCCAUGUUGAAUAUUUUCCGAAAAUUCUUUGGCUCAUUCAGUGCGCCUCAUAUAAUUAAACAAAAUAAUUUUGCCAAUUUCCAGUUAUACUUUUUGCAAAAAGUUAUACCUGUCGCAAUGGCCGGUUUACGCACAUCCCAUGGCAUUUGCCCACCGGAAGUCAUACGCUUUCUAUUGGAUCUUUUUAAAUACAACGAUAAUACUCGUAAUCAUUACUCAGAUGUUUAUUAUCGUGCCGCUUUAGUUCAUGCUUUGGGCAAUUCUAUUACACCAGUGGUUUCAGUCGCACUACGUGGCACACCCAUCACUUCUGACAGCCUCUCAGCUGAUGCUAAGCUCGUACUGGAAGAAGUCACACGUCUACUUAAUAUGGAGAAGAAUCUGCCGUCAUACAAAUAUAUGGUCUCAGUUUCAUGUCUGAAAGUGAUACGCAAAUUACAAAAAUGUGGUCACUUACCUUCGCUGCCGAAAAUCUAUCGUUGUUAUGCUGCAUAUGGCCAAUAUUUAGACUUACGUGUAGCAGCUAUGGAGUGUUUGGUCGAUUUCGUUAAGGUGGAUGGUCGGUGGGAAGACUUGGACCAUUUGAUUACAUUACUCGAAACAGAUCCUGAUCCGGCGGCACGGCAUGCGCUCGCUCAAUUACUAAUCGAUAAUCCACCAUUUACGCGUGAACUACGAAGUAGCCGUUUGGAUCGUCCAGAGUUAGUGGAACGAUUGUGGGCGAAUAUGAAUAAUAAACUGGCAUUCGAUACCAAACUGCGUUGUGAUAUGGUGGAUUUAUAUCACGCUUUGUAUGGCACCAAACGGCCGUUAUGCUUGCAGUCGGCAGAUGUCAACAACAUGUACAAAGAAAUUAUCAAAGAAGGCACCAAAAAAGCCUCCGCUGCAGUUAAUCCCAUUUCAAAUAAUGAUACAAAUUCAGCGCAGCCAAUUAAAGAGGAGAAAGAUAAAGUGGUAGAUGUUGUGGAGGAGCAGCGCACGGCGUCAAUAAAACGCACAGCCACCGAGGCAUUCGAAGUAGGCAAUGAGGUUAUCAAACUUGAAGCAAGCGAGGAGGUGGAGUUUAUUGCAAUGAAGGCGGAGUCAGGCGAAAAUCAAAUAAAGGCUAAUGCUGAGCAAGAGCCUGACACAGCAGCAGUACAUUCACCUGACGCGAAACGUUUGAAGAGUGAAAUUUUCGAAGAUGAUGAUAAUUCUGUAACAAUUAUCGAUAUUGGCGAGACUACUAUAUUGAAAGCAGAUAGCAGCCUUGAGACCAACAAAACAGAUGCCGAGAGUAGACUUAAGGCGGAGAGUGCUUCGAAGCAGAAAAAGAAGAAGAAGGACAAAAAGAAACACAAGCACAAACAUAAACACAAGCACAACAAAGAGAAGGAACGUGAUAAGGAACGCGAGCGUAAAGAUAAAAAAGAUCCGAACAUUUCACGCAUUCAGGCAAAGGAAGCCACGCCUGAAACUCUCAGUUCAGCAGAUAGUAGCAAUUCAAAUAGUAAUCCGCCAAUGCUGAAUUUUAUGUAAAUAAGAUAUAAAAUAUAUGUUUUUUUACAAUUUUCUUUUAUAUAUAGUAAUUUGCUAAAAUUACAAACAAAACGUAUAGUUUACAGUUUUCUAGUGGCAGUUUUUUACAAUAUACAAAUAGUACAUAUAAUAAUUAUUUAAUUGAAAUUUGAACUAAGAUUUUGUAAAAUUCAUUGCAAAAUAUAUGUCUAUAAAUUCACUACUGUUAAUUUUCAAGUUUCUGCAUAUGUAGUUAUUACUUGAACGUCGUGUUUCGUUUUACUCGAAAUAUAUGCGUACUAAUAUAUUUAAUAUAAUAUUAUAUUAAAAAUUACAUACAAAUAAAAUUAAUCAUAAAUAAAUGUGCAGUAUAGAGCCAACUGAAACUGAAAAAAUAAGUGGGCUUUUACGAAAUACUUCGUACUUUUAACUAUUUUUUCGAUAAAUGUAUGCAUAUUAAAUAAGAAUGGUUUUUUAUGACGAAUGGGGUGACCUGUUCCAAUAAAAAUGUUUUCGUGAAAGAAUUAA